Anguilla rostrata (American eel) is the source of this 6291-nucleotide messenger RNA. RefSeq names its product rho-associated protein kinase 2-like. Gene Ontology annotation, biological process: mitotic cytokinesis; embryonic morphogenesis; regulation of cell junction assembly. The coding region runs from base 605 to 5035 and encodes 1476 amino acids. The transcript is spliced from 35 exons. Gene Ontology annotation, molecular function: Rho-dependent protein serine/threonine kinase activity; ATP binding; small GTPase binding. The record is from RefSeq and is a predicted model, not a curated record. NCBI's taxonomy places the organism in Eukaryota, Metazoa, Chordata, Actinopteri, Anguilliformes, Anguillidae. Gene Ontology annotation, cellular component: centrosome; cytoskeleton; cytoplasm.
CGCGUUUGGACAAUGAGUAUUGUAAGCUCUGGUGUUGCUUUUAACUGGGAGUUACGUGUCAUUGGUUAUUUAUAUCCAGACGUAACUCUUUGAAAGUUGUCCACUGUUGGUUGCAGGGAAGUGACGACGAAGAGAUGAAUGAGAUAAGGCAAUCAGGAAAAGAAAAAAAAAUAUUUGUGGAUACGGCAUGCUUGAUGAGGCGCAUUGAAAGCAGUAACGAGGGUUGACUUCAGGAAGUCGUUUGCUAGACAGGCUACGCAUAGCGCUGAGGAAUAAAAUUUUGGCAAUAAGCAACAGGUAGCCUAUUGGAAAGACGACGCUGAAAGACAGGUGUUGGAAAAAAAAAACAUGAACUGUCACGCUUCAUCCUUUUUCUGGGUACCUUUGGAAUUACCGGCUGUUCGUUUGGGAUAAAAUAGAAGACUUAAUAUUGAAGUGUGUGCGUUUGUUGGAACAUGAAGAUUUGAAAUCAAGUACAGGACACCGGAGCGUUCAAAAGGAGGGAGAAGAGAGGGAGGACAUAAACACCCAGCCUGUCCUCUUCAAUACUAAACAGUCUACCUGCGAAAGGAUUGUAUCGGUGGACGAGACUCAAGAGGUAAAAAUGCCGUCCGGAGCGGAGAGGAGGCUUGAGAGCCGGCUGGAAAAACUGGAAGCCAUGAUCAAGGAUCCACGAUCCGCGAUGAACAUGGAAAGUUUACUUGAUUCCAUGAAUGCUUUGGUUUUAGAUUUGAACUACCCUGUGCUACGGAAAAACAAAAACAUUGCAGCCUUUUUAAACAGAUAUGAAAAAGUUAUGGGAAACAUGAAAGAGCUGCAGGUGGGCCUGGAAGACUUUGACCGGGUGAAGGUGAUUGGCAGGGGGGCCUUUGGCGAGGUGCAGCUGGUGCGUCACAGAGCCUCUCAGAGGGUCUAUGCCAUGAAGCAGCUCAGUAAAUUUGAGAUGAUCAAGCGCUCAGAGUCGGCCUUCUAUUGGGAAGAGAGAGAUAUCAUGGCAUUCAGUGAAAGCCCCUGGAUUGUUCAGUUGUGCUGCGCCUUCCAAGAUGACCUGCACCUGUACAUGGUAAUGGAGUACAUGCCAGGCGGAGACCUAGUCACGCUCAUCAGCACGUAUGACAUUGUGGAGACGUGGGCGCAGUUCUACACCGCAGAGGUGGUGCUGGCUCUCGACACCAUCCACUCACUGGGCUUCAUCCACCGUGACAUCAAGCCCGACAACAUGCUGCUGGACCAACGUGGACACCUGAAGCUAGCUGAUUUUGGCACCUGCAUGAAAAUGGACUCUACAGGCAAAGUACGUUGUGACACAGCAGUGGGAACUCCUGACUACAUCUCGCCCGAGGUGUUACAGUCACAGGGGAGUGAGGCUUACUAUGGGCGUGAAUGUGACUGGUGGUCUGUGGGAGUCUUCCUCUACGAGAUGCUACUCGGUGACACUCCAUUUUAUGACGACUCUCUGGUGGGGACAUACAGCAAGAUCAUGGAUCAUAAAAACUCCCUCAACUUCCCAGAUGGCGCAAAUAUCUCCAAGGAAGCCAAAGAUCUCAUAUGUGCCUUCUUGGCAGACAGGGAGGUUCGGCUGGGGCGGAAUUCUGUGGAAGACAUCAAACGACAUCCUUUCUUCAGGAACGAACAGUGGACUUUUGACACCAUUCGAGAAACGGUCGCCCCUGUGGUGCCGGAGUUGAGCAGUGACAUUGACACCAGUAACUUUGAAGAGUUUGAGGAUGGAGAGGGAGAUGAAGAGACGUUUCCUCAGCCGAAAGCCUUCAUGGGGAACCAGCUGCCCUUCGUGGGCUUUACCUACUUCAAGGAGGACCAGUUGCUAAGUGACCUAAGUCCAACCGACGUGGAGGAGGAUCGAAGCACGGCCAUCAAAAGAGAGUCAGAUGAACUGAAGCAGUGGGAAGUGAGACUCAGCAGUGAGAUGCAGGCCAAACAGGAGCUCCAGCAGAAGUUCAGAGCUGCCUGUAGUCAUCUUGAGAAACUCACCAAGGACCUUGAUGCUGAGGUAAACAGUAGGAGGAGUGUAGAGGAGGCUCUGUUGGAGCUGGAGAAGGAGAAGGCUCUGCUUCAGCACAGCAGUGCAGAGAGUCAGAGGAGGGCCGACACUGAGGCCAAUAGAAAGCACUGCCUGGAGACAGAGGUCAACACUCUGCGUGAACAACUGGAGGACAUGAAGAAGAGGCAGCAGAACCCCCAGGUCCCUAACGAGCAGACCGUUCAUCUUCAGAGACACCUGGAGGAAGCCAACGAGCUGCUGCGGGCAGAGUCAGAGAGCACGGCGCACCUGAAGAAAGCUCAGGCGGAGACGCUGAAGCAGCUUCAGCACCUGGAGCUGCGUCUGGAGGAGCUGGAGGACAGAAGCAGCCAGCUGGAGGCCAGCAAGCUGGCGCUGGAGACUGAGCUCACCGGUCUGCAGGCGUCACUGGAGACGGAGAAGAGAGAGCGCGGCCAGGCCUGCCAGACCAUCACUGACCUGCAGGGGAGUCUGGCUGAUCUGGAAGCCGAAGCAAGGCAGGUGAAGUCCGCCCUAUCCAACAGUGAGCUAGAGAGGACACAGCUACAGGGGAGACUGUUGGAUCUGGAGAAGGAGAAGAGUAGCCAGGAGAUUGAUUUUACAUACAAGCUGAAGGUCCUGCAGCAGAGUCUGGAGCAGGAAGAGGCGGAGCACAAGGCUACAAAGGCCCGCCUCCUCAUCAACAACCAGAUCAACCAGGUCACUGAGGAGGCCAAGGAGAUGGAGCGACAGUUGCAGGAGGAGCGUGCGGUGAAGCUGCAGGUGGAGAACAGGCUGCUGGAGCUAGAGAAAGAGCACUCCCUGCUGGGCUCUGAUUACAAGCAGGCCAAGUGCGGACUGGAGGACCUGCAGAGGAAGAAGCACAAACUCGCUGAGGAGGUGAAGACCCUGAGCGUGAAGGUGGAGCAGGAGUCCCAGAAAUGCAGCCUGAUUCAGAGCGAGCUGGCCAAUCAAGGCCAGGAAGUGGCGUCGCUACGCAAGUCUGAGAAACAGCUGAAACAGGAAGUCAACCACCUGCUGGACUUAAAACAGAGCCUAGGAAACAAGAACCAGGAAUUGCAGAAAGAGCGGCAGGAUGCAUUUGGGCAGAUGAAGGAACUGCAAGACCAGCUGCAGACAGAGCAGUAUUUCUCGACCCUGUAUAAGACACAGGUGCAUGAAAUGAAGGAGGAGUGUGAGGAGAAGAACAAGCUGAUUAAAGACGUACGGCAAAGACUGCAGGACCUGCAGGAUGAGAGGGACUCUCUGGCGAGCCGCCUGGAGGUGAGCCUGACGAAGGCAGACUCGGAGCAGCUGGCCCGCACUGUGGCCGAGGAGCAGUACUCCCAGCUGGAGAAAGACAAGAUCAUGAAGGAGCUGGAGAUCAAGGAGAUGAAAGCCCAGCACAAGCAGGAGCUCGAAGAGAAGGACAACACCAUCGCCUCUCUGGAGGAGUCUAACCGUACCCUGACAAGUGACGUGGCCAACCUAGCCAAUGAGAAGGAGGAGCUGAAUAAUGCACUGAGGGAGGCACAGGAACAGCUGAAGCAGUCCAUGGAUGAACAGAGUAAUAUGAAGGCCAACUUUGAGAAGCAGGUGCAGUAUGAGAGAACACUGAAAACUCAGGCAGUCAACAAACUGGCAGAGAUUAUGAACCGUAACAAUGUAAGCAGUGGUGGACAUCGCCAUGGCAACGACAUGGAUUUGCGCCGGAAGCAGAAGGAGAACAGAAAGCUUCAGCUGGAGCUCCAGCUGGAGAGGGACAAGCUCAACGGCACCAUCAUAAAGUAUCAGAGAGAGAUCAACGAGAUGCAGGCUAUGAUAGCAGAUGAAAGCCAGGUGCGCGUUGAGCUGCAGAUGGCCCUGGACAGCAAGGACAGUGACAUUGAGCAGCUCCGCUGCCAGCUGACCUCCCUCAGCAUACACUCCUUCGACUCCACCAGCUUCAGCAGUGGGCCUGACCCAGAGGCCGAUGAGAGCUACCCUGUGCGCAUCACCCACUCCCAGUCCUCCAAGUCCAUGUCAUUUACGUACCAGCGCUCCUCCCAGUCCGUCCGCACUCGUGCCCCCCGUUUCUUUCACUCUGACUCCGAGGAGGAAGAUUCUGAGCCAGAGCAGCCUCCUCCAGCACUCGCUUACAGUCCCUCAGAACCAGAGAACGAAGAGACCCGAUUGGAAGGCUGGCUAUCUCUCCCAGCGACGAGGAACAGCAUCAAGAGAUUCGGCUGGGACAGGAAGUAUGUGGUGGUGAGCAGCAGGAAGAUUUUGUUCUACAACAGUGAACAGGACAAAGAGCUGUCAAACCCGUCUAUGGUCCUGGAUAUUAGUAAACUGUUCCAUGUACGGCCAGUCACCCAGACAGAUGUGUACCGUGCAGAUGCCAAAGAGAUCCCGCGGAUCUUCCAGAUCCUGUACGCCAAUGAGGGAGAGAGCAGGAAGGACCACGAGUCCAUCCUGGGGCCACUCCUCAUGGUAGACAAGUCCAACUGCAUCUGUCACAAGGGCCACGAGUUUAUCCCAACUCUCUACCACUUCCCUUCCACCUGUGAAGCCUGCCCCAAACCCCUCUGGAACAUGUUCAAGCCCCCACCCGCUCUGGAGUGCCGCCGCUGCCACACCAAGUGCCACAAGGAACACCUGGACAAGAAGGACGUGCCCAUCAUACCAUGCAGGGUGAACUAUGACAUGUCCCUGGCCAAGGACCUGCUGCUCUUGGCUGAGUCUCAGGAAGAGCAGCAGAAGUGGAUCAGCCAGCUGCUCAAGAGGAUUCCCAAGAAGCCCCUGGCUGGCCAGCAGCUUACGGGCCCCUCGCCCCAUUCUUCGCCUCGCGCUUCACCCCGAGCCUCGCCGCGUGCCUCUCCGCGUGCCUCUCCCCGUGCCUCUCCCCACAUCUCCAUGACAGCGCAGCUCAGCCCACGCACCAGGCGGCAUGCCCGCUAUGACCAAUCCAGCAAGGCCAGGUUGCUAGACUUUGGCCUGAAGGACUGGAAUUGGUCAUUGGAUGAUGAUGAUGAUGAUGAUGUGUUUGAUUUCUGAAGAAGUGAGAGGUUGACCUCCUUUGCCUUGAGGGAAUGAUGGAACUCCUGGACCGUGAUGGAUUUUCUUCCAGUCACACAAGAAAAAAAUCCUUGGCUGUACUCAACACAAAGAUUUAAAGACAUUUGAAUACAAAUAUUAUAUAUUUUUUUCUUUCAACCCAUGCUGGAUCAGAGCCUCUGCAUGAACCCAUAUCCCUGAAAUAUUCAAGUGACACCCUCACAUGGUGACUGCAGCCAAUGGGGGACUCAACUCAACUGAUCCAGGACCACAGUGAUCACCAAAUUAUAUAACUGAGGCACCUUGAACCGUAAGAUAAACCUGGUCCCCAUGUGCAAAGUCUGCUUUUAAAAACGCGAACACUACUAUGAGGGACUGGCCUGCACUUCACAGAAGCCACUACUUUGAGGGAGUUUGUGAGUAUUCCGCACACAGAGUGUAUCCUAUCUACUCUGCACUUAUUCGCAUUGUGCUAAUAGCCACAGCUACAUACGUCCCUCACCACCGCUACAAUUUGCUUACCAAAGUGAGAGAAAUCCCGUUAGUCAAUAAAUAGAGUAUCAUAAUGAGUUGAUAUUAGCAUAAAGGAACCAAUGGCCACAAAACAUUUUGAUAUUUAUUUAGUGAAAGUUGAUGUUGACUGAGCUCAUCUUCAGUCUUUAAUUUUGCUGCAGAAUACUGAUUUUAUUCACUGCCCUGUUGUCAAUGUGCCCCAGAAAACAGACAGAGCAGCAUGUGACAAGUUUGCAUUUUGUGUUAAUGAGCAGGAUGCCACAUUGCUGGACUGGCCAGCACUGGCUCUGAGAUAAUUGUGAGAGUGUUUCUUUUCUUUGUAUAGUUUGUGUGGUUGUGUAUAUAAUACAUGCCUUAGAUUGAGAUGAAGAAUAUGUCAUAUAACUGUUCCUGAAAAGUGGUUGUUUAAAAAAAGAAGGGAAGUUCAAAUGUGAAAAAUAUAUGGAACCUACUUUUGACUUGUCAAGUUGUCAUAGCUAUGUUACAAAUUAUUAAACAUUACUUGCUAUAUACAUAUUAGUGACAUUCUGAAAUGUUCAAUAUUUUAAUCUAUCAAUUAUUUCAAGAGGUUUCAAAGACUUUCUAUUGUGUCUUUUAUAAAGUUCCAGAAAAACCUCAUGUUAAGGAAGUUUCAUGAUGUGAAGAGAAAUAUUACCAUUUGGAGGUAUGCAAUUGAGUAUUUAGCAAAAUAUUUAUAAUAUGCAUUUUAAGUAAAAUAAAAUGAAUUUCUCAUUCAGAAUUAA